Molecule: messenger RNA, 990 nt
Organism: Trachymyrmex cornetzi
Lineage: Eukaryota; Metazoa; Arthropoda; Insecta; Hymenoptera; Formicidae
Exons: 4
Coding region: 1-990 (329 amino acids)
Source: RefSeq, a predicted model, not a curated record
AUGAACCGAAAGAAAAACACAAAAGGUUUUUAUACUAAUUUAGUGAAAGAACUUAAACAAACAGAUCACGAAGAAUUCUUUUCUUUAUUUCAGAUGUGGCCGGAACAUUUCGAUAUUCUAGUAGAUCUAAUACAAUUACAGCCUUAUUUGAUAAAAAGAAGCAUUCGAACGCCACUUCCAACUGAACUACGGCUUGCUGUCACAUUAUCGUACUUGGCUCAAGGUGAUAGUAUUAGGUCAAAGCAUUUAGAGUAUAGGCUUGGAAACUCUACUGUGUAUAAAAUUAUACAUGAAACAUGCCAAGCAUUGUGGUUUGCUUUAAGCCCUAUUGUAUUAAAAAGCAAAAAUCGUUUUGAUUGGGAACAGAUUAGUAACGAAUUUAUGAUAAAAUGGCAAUUUCCAAAUUGUAUAGGAGCGACAGACGGACGUCAUAUGCGCAUACAAGCUCCUCCCAAUAUAGGAUCUUCUUUUUAUAAUUAUAAGCAAUUCUUUAGCAUAAUAUUGCUCGCAACGUGUGACACAAAUUAUAAAUUUACUUGGAUUGAUGUUGGCCAAUAUGGUUCCAUGAGCGAUGGCGGUGUAUGGACUAAUACAGAAUUUGCACAAGAUUUGCAGAGUACAUUUGUAGAUCUUCCUACUCCUAAACCACUUCCUGGGAUAGAUAUCCCUUUCCCAUAUAUGUUUGUAGGAGAUGAAGCAUUUCCAUUAACCACUUAUCUCAUGCGUCCUUAUUCUUGUAAAACUAGGGAGUAUGUUGAUCGAGAAGAAAAUUAUACUAUGAAGGAGGGACACUGGAGGCAGCAAUAUUCAGCUUAUUUUACAGAUAUAGGCAGAAUAGGAGCCAAUCGAGCAGGAGCUGUACCUGUCGGUUUAAGAAAUUACUUAAAAGAUUAUUUUGUUUCCGAUAUGGGAAAGUCUCAGGCACCUUGGCAAGAAGAAGCUGCACUUGGAGCUAAAAGAAUCAACUUACCUCCAGAAUUGAUUGAAUGA